Messenger RNA from Thermothelomyces thermophilus ATCC 42464, 792 nucleotides. RefSeq lists its product as uncharacterized. The coding region runs from base 99 to 437 and encodes 112 amino acids. Lineage: Eukaryota; Fungi; Ascomycota; Sordariomycetes; Sordariales; Chaetomiaceae. The record is from RefSeq and is a predicted model, not a curated record. The transcript is spliced from 2 exons.
GAAAGCCCUCUUAGGCCGUUUCAAAUAGCGCUAAUAACCCUUCGCUUGUGAGUACUGCAUUCUCCCUGUUUCUACGUCGUGGUCGCCAUGUUGACAAAAUGCCGAUAGAGAAACGGAAGUCGCAUUCUGCACGUUACCGUGCUUCCCUUGCUCAGAACAUCGCUAAGAACGGUUUUGUCGUUAUGCCUUGCUCUUGGUGCGCGUCACAAGGCCUCGUUUGCAAAAUGAUCGCGCGUACGAAGCGUUACGAAGCCUGCGUUCGUCGAGGUCGUUCUUACAAUAGCUCUAGUAUACCGCUUUCUUCCUUGGAUCGCAUUCUCCAGGAGCAGCGUCGUAUCAAGGAUGCUGAACGUCGUGCCGAACUUGAGCUAGAUAAAUCUCAACGCCGUCUAGAAGAAGCCCAGCGCGAGUUGUCCGAAAAGCUUACGCGGCUCUAGCGUCUUCGUCAGCAGAAGGAGUUUUUGGUAGAGAAAGGUGCCGACAUGGUGGCGCGUGGUCUAUCGACCUUGGACGAGUUGGAGGAGGUUGAGCGGCAAGAGACGCCUGCUAUGCCCUCGUCACAGAUUAAUGAUACUGUCGAUGCUGUCGACUAGGGCGCCGUCUUUGGUUCUGUCCCGGGUUUUCCUUUGGUCGAUCCGGAUUCUGCCGGUAGAACUGUUCCAGUUUCUUAGGGCAGUUCAAAUUCUUGACUAGUUCCUAUGAGUUGUCCUCUAGUCCAAAAUCAAGCCAUUUGACCAGGUACUGCAGUUCCCCGUUGAUGAUGCGUAAAUCUAGAAUUUCUUCGACGUCCCA